AUGCUUCGACUAGUGCGUCCAACCAUCACAAAACUCAACUUGCUACGAAGCCUUUCGUCAGGAACGAAGCUCUUUGCUAGCAGUUAUUCAACAUCUAAAAGUCCACAAAGCACAGAUGAGGCCAGUUUGUUGGCAUCAAAAUUUAAACAUGAUAUUGAGGUAUUAAAACCAUAUUUCCGCCCUGAUUCAGCUGAAUUAGACAUCAUUCCUUCGGUCGAAGACUUGGCUUUCCCAGAGAAGUAUUUUCUCGCAGAGAAAGCAGCUAGAGACGCUGGAAUCGUGUUGGAGAAGAAAGCAUUAUCAGGGUCGAACGUGAUGGAUAUAGCCAAAAUUUUGGAAGACGAGGGCAUGGAUGAUGUAACAGUACUUGAUGUAAGGGCAAAGUGCGAUUGGACAAGUUGGAUGAUUAUUGCCACUGGAAAGAGUGUGAGGCAUAUGAGCGGUGUUGUGGAUGAUGUUUAUAAAGCGUUUAAAAGUUUCAUAAAGAAGAACAGGGAUAAGUCGGAUCUUCAGUCGGCUUCAGAUAACGUCUACCCAAUAGUCGAGGGUCGCGACUCUGAAGAUUGGAUUCUUGUCGAUUGUGGUGAUGUAGUGUUGCAUCUGUUCAUGCCUGAAGCUAGAUCAAUGUAUGACCUAGAGUCAUUAUGGGGAAGUAUUCCAGAGAGUGUGACAGCAGGGCAGACUAUGGCAGGCAAUGUUAGAAAGAGUUUGGAUGAAUAUGAUCCAAAAUUUAAGAAACGCCCACCGCUCCCUGUAUAA
Paraglomus brasilianum is the source of this 759-nucleotide messenger RNA. The record is from the annotation of a GenBank genome assembly. Lineage: Eukaryota; Fungi; Glomeromycota; Glomeromycetes; Paraglomerales; Paraglomeraceae.